This is a messenger RNA of Urocitellus parryii (Arctic ground squirrel), 4568 nucleotides long. RefSeq names its product diaphanous related formin 1 (gene Diaph1). Gene Ontology annotation, biological process: actin cytoskeleton organization; actin filament polymerization. The record is from RefSeq and is a predicted model, not a curated record. NCBI's taxonomy places the organism in Eukaryota, Metazoa, Chordata, Mammalia, Rodentia, Sciuridae. Gene Ontology annotation, cellular component: actin filament. Gene Ontology annotation, molecular function: small GTPase binding; actin binding.
UAAUGAGGCGGGGCGCGGCGGCCGGCUGAGGAGCUGCUGGGCGGCGGCGGCUACUGGCGUGGAGCAGCCGGGCGGGAGCGGCGUAGGUACAGGGUCACUGGUGAGCGCGAAUCAGGACAUGGAGCCGUCCGGCGGGGCCCUGGGGCCCGGACGCGGGACCCGGGACAAGAAGAAGGGCCGGAGCCCGGAUGAGCUGCCUGCGACGGGCGGCGACGGCGGCAAAUCCAAGAAAUUYACUUUGAAGCGGCUCAUGGCAGAUGAGCUGGAGAGAUUUACCAGCAUGAGAAUUAAGAAGGAGAAGGAAAAACCCAAUUCUGCUCAUAGAAAUUCUUCUGCCUCUUAUGGGGAUGACCCAACAGCACAGUCCUUGCAGGAUAUUUCUGAUGAGCAAGUUCUAGUUCUCUUUGAACAGAUGCUGCUGGAUAUGAACCUGAAUGAGGAAAAACAGCAACCUUUGAGAGAGAAGGACAUUGUCAUCAAGAGGGAGAUGGUGUCCCAGUACUUGCACACUUCCAAGGCUGGCAUGAGCCAAAAGGAGAGCUCUAGAUCUGCCAUGAUGUACAUUCAGGAGUUGAGAUCAGGCUUGCGGGAUAUGCCUCUGCUUAGCUGCCUGGAGUCCCUUCGUGUCUCUCUCAACAACAACCCUGUCAGUUGGGUACAAACAUUUGGUGCUGAAGGUCUGGCCUCUUUAUUAGACAUCCUCAAACGACUUCACGAUGAGAAAGAGGAGACUGCUGGGAGCUACGAUAGCAGGAACCAGCAUGAGAUCAUUCGCUGUUUGAAAGCUUUUAUGAACAACAAGUUUGGAAUCAAAACCAUGUUGGAGACAGAAGAAGGAAUUUUACUGCUGGUCAGAGCCAUGGAUCCUGCUGUUCCCAACAUGAUGAUUGAUGCAGCUAAACUGCUUUCUGCUCUUUGUAUUCUACCACAACCAGAGGACAUGAAUGAAAGGGUUUUGGAGGCAAUGACAGAAAGAGCUGAGAUGGAUGAGGUGGAACGUUUCCAGCCGCUGUUGGAUGGAUUAAAAAGUGGGACCUCCAUUGCACUCAAGGUGGGAUGCCUACAGCUAAUCAAUGCUCUCAUCACUCCAGCUGAAGAACUUGACUUCCGAGUUCACAUUAGAAGCGAACUGAUGCGAUUAGGGCUGCAUCAGGUGUUGCAGGACCUUCGAGAGAUUGAAAAUGAUGAUAUGAGAGUGCAACUAAAUGUGUUUGAUGAACAAGGGGAAGAAGAUUCCUAUGAUCUGAAGGGACGGCUAGAUGACAUUCGCAUGGAGAUGGAUGACUUUAGUGAAGUCUUCCAGAUUCUAUUAAACACAGUGAAGGACUCAAAGGCAGAGCCACACUUCCUGUCCAUUCUUCAGCACCUGCUGUUGGUCCGAAAUGACUAUGAGGCCAGACCACAGUACUAUAAGUUGAUUGAAGAAUGUAUCUCCCAGAUAGUUCUUCAUAAGAAUGGAGCUGAUCCUGAUUUCAAAUGCCGGCAUCUCCAGAUUGAUAUCGAGGGAUUGAUUGAUCAAAUGAUUGAUAAAACAAAAGUGGAGAAAUCUGAAGCCAAAGCUACAGAGCUGGAAAAAAAGCUGGACUCAGAGUUAACAGCCCGACAUGAGCUACAAGUAGAAAUGAAAAAGAUGGAAAGUGACUUCGAGCAGAAACUUCAGGAUCUUCAGGGAGAAAAGGAUGCAUUGGAUUCUGAAAAGCAACAAAUUGCCAUAGAGAAACAAGACCUUGAAGCAGAGGUGUCCCAGCUCACAGGAGAGGUUGCCAAGCUGUCAAAAGAACUGGAAGAUGCCAAGAAAGAAAUGGCUUCUCUCUCUGCCUCAGUUGUUGCUAUAGCUCCUUCUGUUCCUAGUAGUGCCACUGUUCCUCCUGCCCCUCCUCUACCUGGUGACUCUGGCACGGUUAUUCCACCUCCAGCCCCUCCUUUAUCAGGAGGGGUUAGUAUACCACCCCCACCUCCUCUUCCUGGAGGUGCUACCAUUUUUCCUCCUCCACCUCCACCUGCUCCUCCUUUGCCUGGAGUUGUUUGCAUCCCUCCACCCCCUCCUUUGCCUACAGGUACUGGCAUCCCUCCUCCCCCUCCUUUGCCUGGAGGUGCUGGCAUCCCCCUUCCACCUCCCUUGCCUGGAGGUGCUGGCAUCCCCCUUCCACCUCCCUUGCCUGGAGGUGCUGGCAUCCCCCUUCCACCUCCCUUGCCUGGAGGUGCUGGCAUUCCCCCACCACCUCCGUUGCCUGGAAGUACUAGCAUCCCUCCACCACCUCCCUUACCUGGGGGUGCUUGCAUCCCCCCACCUCCUCCCUUGCCUGGAGGACCAGGAAUGCCACCUCCCCCUCCUCCUCUUCCUGGUGGUCCUGGAAUCCCUCCACCACCUCCAUUUCCUGGUGGCCCUGGCAUUCCUCCACCUCCACCUGGAAUGGGUUUGCCUCCGCCUCCCCCCUUUGGAUUUGGGGUACCAGCAGCCCCAGUUCUGCCAUUUGGAUUAACUCCCAAAAAGAUUUAUAAGCCAGAGGUGCAGCUCCGGAGGCCUAACUGGUCUAAGUUUGUGGCUGAGGACCUUUCCCAGGACUGCUUCUGGACAAAGGUGAAGGAGGACCGCUUUGAGAACAACGAACUUUUCGCCAAACUUACUCUUACCUUCUCUGCCCAGACCAAGACUUCCAAAGCCAAAAAGGAUCAGGAAGGUGGAGAAGAAAAGAAAUCUGUACAAAAGAAAAAAGUAAAAGAGUUAAAGGUGUUGGAUUCAAAGACGGCCCAGAAUCUCUCAAUCUUUUUGGGUUCCUUCCGCAUGCCCUAUCAAGAGAUUAAGAAUGUCAUCCUGGAGGUGAAUGAGGCUGUUCUUACGGAAUCUAUGAUCCAGAACCUCAUUAAGCAAAUGCCAGAGCCAGAGCAGUUAAAAAUGCUAUCUGAACUGAAGGAUGAAUAUGAUGAUCUGGCAGAGUCAGAGCAGUUUGGUGUGGUGAUGGGCACAGUGCCCCGCCUGCGGCCUCGCCUCAAUGCCAUUCUCUUCAAGCUGCAAUUCAGUGAGCAAGUGGAGAAUAUUAAGCCAGAGAUUGUUUCUGUCACUGCCGCAUGUGAGGAAUUACGCAAGAGUGAGAGCUUCUCUAGCCUCCUGGAGAUAACCCUCCUUGUUGGAAACUAUAUGAAUGCUGGCUCCAGGAAUGCUGGAGCUUUUGGUUUCAACAUCAGCUUCCUGUGCAAGCUUCGAGACACGAAAUCCACAGAUCAAAAGAUGACAUUGUUGCACUUCUUGGCUGAGUUGUGUGAGAAUGACUAUCCUGAUGUCCUCAAGUUCCCAGAUGAGCUUGCUCAUGUGGAGAAAGCCAGCCGAGUUUCUGCUGAAAACUUGCAAAAGAACCUAGAUCAGAUGAAGAAACAGAUUUCUGAUGUGGAACGUGAUGUUCAGAAUUUUCCAGCUGCCACAGAUGAAAAAGAUAAGUUUGUUGAAAAAAUGACUAGCUUUGUAAAGGAUGCACAGGAACAAUAUAACAAGCUGCGGAUGAUGCACUCUAACAUGGAGACCCUCUAUAAGGAGCUAGGCGACUAUUUCAUCUUUGACCCCAAAAAGUUGUCUGUGGAAGAAUUCUUCAUGGAUCUGCACAACUUCAGAAAUAUGUUUGUGCAAGCAGUAAAGGAGAACCAAAAACGACGGGAGACAGAAGAAAAGAUGCGACGAGCAAAACUAGCCAAAGAGAAGGCAGAGAAAGAGCGGCUAGAGAAGCAGCAGAAGAGAGAGCAACUCAUAGACAUGAAUGCAGAGGGUGAUGAGACAGGUGUGAUGGAUAGUCUUCUAGAAGCCCUGCAAUCAGGUGCAGCAUUCCGACGGAAGAGAGGACCCCGUCAGGCCAACAGGAAGGCUGGGUGUGCAGUCACAUCUCUGCUAGCUUCAGAGCUGACCAAGGAUGAUGCCAUGACUGCAGUUCCURUCAAGGUGCCCAAGACCAGCGAAGGAGUCCCCACAAUCCUUGAGGAAGCCAAGGAGUUGGUUGGCCGUGCAAGUUAAACUGGGUCCCUGGGCCAUGGCAGCUCCUAAAUGGAGCCUGGAUUGUCCCACCCUGCAGCAUGUGCCUAUAGGGUCUAGGGGAUAUUCCUCUGGGGCAACCACUUCCACUACCCUGACCCCAUCUUUCUCUGGCCUGCUGCUCUCUGAACAUCACAUACAUCUUCAGCUGCCUGGAGACCAGAGGAAAGGGUCAUGUGGAAGAGGCCUGAGACCAACUCAGCCAGCCCUGGCUAUUGUAUUACCAAAGCAGGGGACCCUUUUUGCUGCCUUAACCUGUUUCCUCUGUUACUCAAGAGGGCCUUGUCUUAGACAAAGCGCAGCCUGCUUUCUCAGCCCAACUUUCUAUUGGGUAUGUUCGUAGGUCAGACUUGCUGAAUUUGUGCUUUUCUUUUGUGGUUUCUCUGGCCCUGAGAACAGCAUGGAGCUUAUGAACCUCUGGGCUAGAUCCUUCCCUUCAUUGCUGUCACCUAUGCUCUUCUCUUCCCCUCCUAGCUGUUGUUAUUUAUUACUAGUGCUGUGGCAUUGGGAGCUGCUUCUAAGAAGGCCGGAGCAAAUCCCACCCUUACCC